Molecule: messenger RNA, 1368 nt
Organism: Oryzias melastigma (Indian medaka)
Lineage: Eukaryota; Metazoa; Chordata; Actinopteri; Beloniformes; Adrianichthyidae
Exons: 4
Coding region: 43-834 (263 amino acids)
Source: RefSeq, a predicted model, not a curated record
UAGAUAGCACGUCUCCGACCACGACUUGGUCAUUUACUCAUCAUGGCGGCCCCCAUAGCUCUCAUUCAAGGUGCCAGCAGAGGACUGGGACUCGCGUUCUGUAAACAUAUUCUGAACAACAAGCCGCUCGCUUCCGUUGUAGCGACAUGCAGAAACCCGAACGGGGCCGACGAGCUGCGCGGGCUGGUCGGACAACACCCGGACAGACUGACGGUGUUGAAGCUGGACGUGAACCAGGAGGAGGACAUCCGCGGGGCUGCAGAGCGGGUGAAGGAGGCCUUUGGGAGGCUGGAUCUCCUCGUCAACUCCUCUGCUAUGCUUCACCCGUCUGGGAAAGGAGAGACGAGUCUGAGGGACGUUUCUGCACAGGGAAUCAUUUCUACUUUGACAACCAACACCGUGGGUCCCUUGGUCAUGGCCAAAUAUUUCUCCCCCCUCCUCCUGAAAGGUUCUGGUGGUUUUGGUCAACAGCCUUCAGAGAAAGCAAAGCAGCACAGCGGUAUCAUAAUCAACAUAACAGCUAAAGUGGGCUCCAUUGGAGACAAUGGACUCGGAGGCUGGUACAGCUACCGAAUGUCCAAAGCAGCUCUGAACAUGGCGACCAGGAAUUUGUCCAUAGAGCUGGGCCGCAGUCGACCAAAGGUGGUGUGUGUGUCUUUACAUCCAGGAACUGUGAACACAGACCUCUCCAGGCCUUAUCACAAAAACGUUCCAAAGGACAAACUGUUCAGUUCUGAACACUCUGUGAACUGUUUAAUGAGCAUCAUAAACUCACUAAGUAUUGAGAAAACUGGGAAGGCGUACAGCUGGGAUGGGGCUGAACUUCCUUGGUAGAAUAACAGUCUGGAGAAAAAAAACAAGACUGUGUAAGAAAAGUGUCCUGAGACGAGCUGGAUGUCUGAAAUGCAAGAACUGAAGUAGGAAUGAAAACAGACCUUUCGUCCUGCCUUAAAAAUAUCAUAAAUGUCCUCAUCUUGUUAUUUCGUUUCAAGGAGAGCAAAUUAUUUUAUGCUAAAGGAAAAAAAAAUAAAAACUGGAAAUGAAAAGGUAAAAAAAAGUGGAAUCCCCAGCCUCUAAUUUUUAUUAAUCAAAAUACUAUGGAGGAAUGGGGGAGAAAGCUGCAGAAAUCAACAUGUUUUAUACUGUUACAUGCUAUUUACAUCUAAAAAAUAAUUCAGAUUGGAUUGAAAUGAUUAAACGGAUCUUCUGUAAACACCAGAUACCUCGUUUUUAAAGUCUUUAUAUAGAAUGGAUUCUGUGUUUCAUUUUUAUAAUUGUAAUCUUUGGAUGUAUGCAAUACCGCAACAUGCCACAAGAGGGAGGUAUUAACAGAAUCAUGUACUCAUUAAAACAAGCUGGAAGUUUGAA